AUGAAGGAAAUGGAAUCUCAUUCUGACGUAGACUUUGAGCGUUUCAUGCCUCACUCCAAAGAAGUGCUCGCUUACACUGAGCUGCUCGAAUACCCAAAACGUGGAUCGAAGAUUAAGGCUCUUUCAGGAAAGAAGCCCAGUCCGCCGACGUCCCGUCGCACUAGCCUUGCGCAAACCAUAGGGCCAGCGAAGCGAGAGACUACACCUCCGCAGCCUCAGUCUCGCAUCCCUGAUCACCCAGUUGCCAGCAAGCCGGCUGGACCUCCACCACGACCACCACCACCUACUUCAAGAGGCCAGAAAAUAGUUUCCCUUAGGCCAUAUGUGGCUAGUUUUCAAGGAGCCGACAAGGGUGGUGAAGAAGCAGAUACCACUCCUGACUUACCGCCCGCGUCUGCAUUAACGGUGUCGAUGAAGCCGCCACCAGACGACAGUCAUGGCUUUAUCCGGCCUUUUUACAUGACAGUACAAGGCAAUUUAGAUGAACAGCAGCCUGCCCAUGAACGACCCAAAAAAGCACCAGUGGAGCCACCAAGGCAAUUGGUAGAAAGGCCACCCGAGAAUCCACUCGUGAAGAGAAUAGAGAAACUACCAGAAAAACCUCCGGUCCCAGAAACCAGAACAGCUUCCGGUGUUCGUCGACGCUUACCAUUAAAACUUCGGCCGUUCAGGGGUGCCGUACAUGACACCAACGAAACGACAUCACGAGCAAAGCCUUUGAUCACCGAAAAAAAGGUCGCCCCACCCGUGGCGAGGACAGCCGCGGGUGCCCCAGCUACUAGAUCAUUUGCUAUGAACGUCAAGAGUGCAUCAGGUGGACUCGGCCCUCGGCGAGUGUCCGCUACGAGGGUACGGGCCACCUCCCGGGGUCCUGCGAAAACAGCACCGAUACACAUACACGACUCGUCCAUCAAUAUAACUAGAAAUCUAUCUGACACAUCGAAACUUGCAACUCCUUCAAAGCCUUUUCCACCAGUCCCUCCAGGCACGCGCAUUAUAUCAAUGUCGAGCGGGCCUGAAAACUUCCGAGAGACGAUGCUUUGGGACUUCAGCCCCACGCCACCAAUGAAGGUGCCUCAGCUUCACUCGAAGCGAGUCUCCAUCACGCCGACUGAGACUCCGAAAAUAGGAACAAUUGUCGCGUCGAAAUCAUUGCCAAAGGAUACUCCUGAAGUCACUAAACCAGCAGGUGUCAAACUUUACCAAGCUAAAGGCUCUACGACCACGACAACCCCUACACUUUCGACGGUGGCACCGCCAGUAAAAACACAAGCUGAACCAGCAAAGAUAGGCACGAAAACGACUCCUGCACCAGAACAAGGGAAGGCUGGAAAGGAACAGCAGAAAGCAGCGGACAACAAAACCGCAAUCUCUGCUCCAUCAACCGCAAGAGCUUCAAAGGACACAGUUGCUGUCCCGGUGAGACCACCAACGCGCACUGAAGUGAGCCCUAAGAAAGACGAAAAGCAAGCAUCCGCGCCUCAGCGAGGAAAGCCUUCCGAGGAGGCGGUUACCGAAAAAGUACCUUCCGUUACAUCAGCUGCUAAGGCUUCAAAGGAAACGACUCUACCUCCAGCGAAGAGGGCUGGACAUGCUGAAGCGAACACUGCUAAGGCUGGCCGACCCACCUCCACUUCCUCUACCCGGAAAGACUCAAAGGAGGCCGCUGCACCUGUUAAAACGGCAGUGCAUGCUACAGCUAGCACUGCUAAAACUGAGGAGCCGCUAUCCACCUCAACAGUGGCUCAAAAAACACCAUCAACCUCUUCCGCCGCCACGAAGGAUGCGCUCAAACCAGCGGUACACGUUGCACCAAACUCCUCGACGGCUGAAAAAGCUGCUUCAGAGGUCCAUUCCGCUAAAUCUUCGGCACCAGCAAUUACAGGGAGCGUUGUUCCGCCGAGCAUACUUAAGGACGCCAGUGCAACAGUUCUCAAGUCACAACAGCAACCCGAACAUAGCGCGGCGAAAGACAUCGACAAGCCACUAUUCGCCUCAUCUUCAGCGAAGCAUCCUCAAGAGGCGGUUCCCAAGCCGGCCACAACAACAGCUACACCAGAUCACACAACAGCGGCUACAGGAGCGAUCACAGCAGCCUCAGUGGUACCCGCUCCGGCGGCGACCACUGCAGCCACCUCUGAAAAAAGCCAACUUGAAUCUAGUGCCAACAUGCCGUUGAGCGAGGUAGUCUUGGCGCACGCGAAGGUUGAACCACCGAAACCGGCAACUGCAGCUACGCCCGCCAAAGCACCGCUAGUGAAAUCUAUUUUACAUAAGCCUCCGUCGCAAGAAAUCGUUCCGAGACGACAUUCGGUAGUCACGAUAGCCCCACAGACUACUCCACAGGAGCACGAUAAUGCCAUCAGGGAUGCCAAGAUAGCUUCCAACGUCAAGCCGUCUGACAGAAAAAGGCGCCCGUCUUCAUCGCAAAUUGCCAUUCGUGCGGUUGUGCGCACCACCACUCAAGGAGAGUCAAAAGCUCUUGUCCCGAGGCCAGCAGCAACACCUGCAAAGCGACUUUCUGCUGACGCCGAGACUGGCAUGAAGCUAGAGGUCAAACCGGCGCCCGAGACUAAGGCUCCCCUGUCAGCCCAACCACCGAUUCCAUGUCGUCCCUACAAAGCAUGCAUCCAAGGGACAGGCACCAAUGAACUUCCGAAAGAACCACAAAGGAGGUGCAUCCACUUCGUGUUCCUGAUUCGAAGGCUCUUAUUCCGUUACACGUGA
Rhipicephalus microplus (southern cattle tick) is the source of this 2727-nucleotide messenger RNA. Its product is annotated as proteoglycan 4-like. NCBI's taxonomy places the organism in Eukaryota, Metazoa, Arthropoda, Arachnida, Ixodida, Ixodidae. The record is from RefSeq and is a predicted model, not a curated record.